CAAUCUAGAUGUGCCUCAGGGCUCUGUUCCUUCCCCGCUGAGGACCUGGGUGUCGGGGUUGUUUCAUGAGCCCUCCUCCUACGCUCCUGGCCCUGCUGGCCGGGAGCAGGGCUGGGAAGAGCCCCUGAUGGAGAAAGUGUUCGGCUGAACAAAGGAUAUGGCGGCAGCACAGCAGACGCCACUGCUCACUGGCGCAGUCACUGCGGAGAAUUAGAAACGUUCCCUAAAAUGGCGGACGCCGCGCAGGGGCGGGGCGGAGGCGAGGCGGGCACCGCCCCUGCCGAUUGUACAAGCAGUGCGCUGAGAUGGGGGACAGGAACAGCUCGAAUGGUCAGGCGGGGAUUUCCGCUCUGGGCGGUCCUUGGUGGUAGCCGCACGGGACCCGCGGCGCGACUCGUCCCCAUGGCCGCCGAGCGGGAACCUGGCGAGCCCGGGAAGGGGAAGCCCUUUAAGCUCCUAGGAAUUUUAGAUGUCGAAAACAUUCCCUGUGCACGGGAUUCGGUAUUAUAUGGUUCAUUAGGAUCUGUUGUGGCUGGCCUUGGACAUUUUCUAUUAACUAGUGAGUACACGUUUUAUUUUUGUGUGUUAACAUUUUUUUCUAGAUGGAGCAAUUAUAAUUAUGAUAGUUACCAUUAUUUGACAGGUAGAAUUAGAAGAUCAUGUGAUGUUGGAGUAGGAGGGUUUAUUUUGGUGACUUUAGGAUGCUGGCUCCAUUGUAGGUAUAAUUAUGCAAAGCUAAGAAUCCAGGAAAGAAUCGCCAGAGAAGGAAUUAAGAAUAAGAUUUUGUAUGAAAGCACCCACCUUGAUCCUCAAAGAAAACAGACAGACCGCAACAGCAGCAACUGAGCAGUCUUGGGCAGAGCAAACCAAAAUA
Molecule: messenger RNA, 874 nt
Organism: Trichechus manatus latirostris (Florida manatee)
Lineage: Eukaryota; Metazoa; Chordata; Mammalia; Sirenia; Trichechidae
Product: cytochrome c oxidase protein 20 homolog
Exons: 3
Coding region: 229-846 (205 amino acids)
Biological process (GO): mitochondrial respiratory chain complex IV assembly
Cellular component (GO): mitochondrial inner membrane; mitochondrion
Source: RefSeq, a predicted model, not a curated record